AUGAGUGAGCGGGCAGCGCAGUUAUGCCACGGGCAGACCACCAAUCGCCAUAGACAGAGCAGGCCGGUGGUGCUGGUGGUGCUGGCAGCGAAGUUGGGUGGUGAUGGAAUGGCUGAAGAGAAGUGGUGGUUGGGUUUGGCUGCUGGCGAUCAACCAGGGCUGCGCUCUUCCCAAUCCAGGCGCUGGGGGAAUGGGCACACACGGACAUACACCACGAGAGAAGUUAGGGAACGCUCAGCUUACAGCGACGGCAGACUGCAGAAUGCAGACCGCAGACCGCAGACCGCAGAUGAAUCGGAAUCGGAGAGUUUGGGGCUACCGACCGAACACAUCCAUGGAUGCACUGUUGACAAUUUGUGA
Messenger RNA from Histoplasma capsulatum G186AR, 360 nucleotides. RefSeq lists its product as uncharacterized. Bases 1 to 360 code for a protein of 119 amino acids. NCBI's taxonomy places the organism in Eukaryota, Fungi, Ascomycota, Eurotiomycetes, Onygenales, Ajellomycetaceae. The transcript has a single exon. The record is from RefSeq and is a predicted model, not a curated record.